GGCUGCCCGGGCACGGGAGCUGAGCCGAACGUUGGGUGGCGGCGCGCGCGAGCCCGGUGGCGUGGCCGGCCGUGCAGGAGCCUGGCACUGCGUGCCGCUGGGCAUGGUGAGCAAGGGGCCGCUGCUGCGCCUGUUGACCGCCAUCAACCGAAGGAGGAUGAAGCUGCUUAUGGGGCUCGCCUUCGUCGCCUAUGUCGCCUCUGUAUGGGGAAACUUUGUCAAUAUGAGGUCUCUUCAAGAAAAUGGAGAUCAGAAGGUGGAAAGCAAAAUAGAGGAGGUUAUUGCACCUCUAAGGGAGAAAAUCAAAGAUCUAGAAAAAAGUUUCACCCAGAAAUACCCACCGGUGAAAUUUUUGUCAGAAAAGGAUCGUAAAAGAAUUCUGAUAACUGGAGGAGCAGGGUUUGUGGGUUCUCAUCUUACUGACAAACUAAUGAUGGAUGGCCAUGAGGUUACAGUUGUGGACAACUUCUUUACGGGCAGGAAAAGAAAUGUGGAGCACUGGAUUGGUCAUGAGAACUUCGAACUGAUAAAUCAUGAUGUCGUUGAGCCCCUGUACAUUGAAGUGGACCAGAUCUAUCAUCUAGCAUCUCCUGCUUCUCCUCCAAAUUACAUGUAUAAUCCUAUAAAAACAUUAAAGACCAACACGAUUGGGACAUUGAACAUGCUGGGGUUAGCUAAACGUGUUGGAGCACGGCUGCUGCUGGCCUCUACUUCAGAGGUAUAUGGAGAUCCUGAAGUUCACCCUCAAAAUGAGGAUUACUGGGGACAUGUGAAUCCAAUAGGACCAAGAGCCUGCUAUGAUGAAGGAAAACGAGUUGCAGAGACCAUGUGCUAUGCAUACAUGAAGCAGGAAGGAGUUGAAGUGAGAGUUGCCAGAAUAUUCAAUACCUUCGGCCCUCGAAUGCACAUGAAUGAUGGUAGAGUUGUCAGUAACUUCAUUCUACAAGCUCUCCAGGGAGAACCACUGACAGUCUAUGGACCUGGAACUCAGACAAGAGCUUUCCAGUAUGUCAGUGAUCUCGUGAAUGGAUUGGUGGCAUUGAUGAACAGCAACGUCAGCAGUCCUGUCAACUUGGGAAACCCAGAAGAGCACACUAUCUUAGAAUUUGCCCAGUUAAUCAAAAAACUUGUUGGGAGUGGGAGUGAAAUCCAGUUUCUCUCAGAAGCACAGGAUGACCCUCAGAAACGAAAACCUGACAUCAGAAAAGCCAAGUUAUUGCUUGGCUGGGAACCUGUGGUCCCACUGGAAGAAGGUUUGAAUAAAGCAAUUCAUUACUUCCGUAAAGAACUUGAAUAUCAGGCAAACAAUCAGUAUAUCCCCAAACCAAAACCUGCAAGGAUGAAAAAAGGAAGAACAAGACAUAACUGAAGACUGUUAGUUGGACAGGAAAUUCCUUGCUUGACAUUUGACAGAUGUGAUUUUUUGUUUGUUUGUUUUGUUUUGUUUUGGGAGAGACUUUGAAACAGGUAUCAUGAAGAACAAACUGGAAUUUCAUUCUGAAGCUUGCUUUAAAGAAGUGGAUGUGCCUAAAAAUAACAAACCAUUAUUCCCCUUCCCCUGCAAAUCUUGCCUUGCACUUUUUAAAUCUGUCUUUUUAUGUAAAAUAGAGUAGAAGCAUCUUUUAGUAUCUUCAAGUUUUAUAUCUUGCUGUGAGAUCAUUUUGUUGUGACUGUCCUUGACAGUUUUAUUUACUGGUUUCUUUGUGAAGCUGAAGAUAAACACAAAUGGGGUGGAAAAUGCCAAUUUAUUUAUAAAUGGGAACUAUAAAAUAUGGUAUGUUCUACUAUGCAUAAGAGAAAGCUAGUGGUGUUGUCAGGUGACAGAUACUGACAUCUAAGCAUUGAGGAGUUUGAGAGAAUUCUGUAUGAGAGCUUUAUGUAUUCUUUAAAGGAGAGAUUUUUUUCCAAAGGUUUAGUUUUAGUUGUACACUUGAAUUGGAGAUAUUUUCAUUGAUUACCAUGGAUAAGGAUAUUUUGAAUCACUACUGUGUUGUGCAUACUCUGGGAAUAAAGUUAAUGUAUUAUUGGUUACAGUGGUUGAAUAUGCUAUUUUAAUAAAAUAUUGAAACUUCUAUUUACUAAUUUCAGGGUUUUACUGUGGGCACUUCUCUGGCUUUAAACAUCUGUGCAUUUAUGGUGUGUUAAUUAGAAAGUAAUAGUCUGUAAAUAAUUGACUCACAGUUAAUAACGUUGAUUUUUCACUGCUUGUCUCUUAAGAGAUAAAUUACAGGUUGCAGAAUGUCUGUUGAAAUAGACUGGACAAAACCAUCAGGAUUUAUUCCAGUUGAGAUGGUUGAUAUAGUUGAUGCUGGAGUACAAGAUAUUCUCAAAGUGUAGCCUCCCUAAUGGAGGAAAUGUUCCUGUUUCAAGCAGUUAUUGUAUUGCCAGUAAACACUUUCAGCUUUGAUGAUGAUGUCUGUCGUAUAAAAAAACCC
Messenger RNA from Dryobates pubescens (Downy woodpecker), 2435 nucleotides. It is a transcript of the gene UXS1, whose product is annotated as UDP-glucuronate decarboxylase 1. Gene Ontology annotation, biological process: D-xylose metabolic process. Gene Ontology annotation, cellular component: cytoplasm. The record is from RefSeq and is a predicted model, not a curated record. Lineage: Eukaryota; Metazoa; Chordata; Aves; Piciformes; Picidae. The transcript has 15 exons. Gene Ontology annotation, molecular function: NAD+ binding; UDP-glucuronate decarboxylase activity. Bases 104 to 1369 code for a protein of 421 amino acids.